AUGCCUUUCCCUUCCAAGACAGCUCUCGUAACAGGCGCAACUUCCGGCAUAGGCCUCGCCCUGGCUGAGCGUCUCAUCGCCAACGGCACCUUCGUAAUCGCCGUCGGCCGCCGCCAAGACCGUCUCGCCGACCUCGUAGCCACUCACGGGGCCGACAAAAUCGCCGCAGAACCGUACGACAUGACGGACCUCGAUAACAUGGCCGAAUGGGUCAAGAACAUCAAAGACACCGAGCUGACGACGCCAAGAAUAACGUCAACCUACCCAACCCUAGACACCGUGAUCCUAAACGCGGGGAUCCAACGCACCGUAGACUUCACCAACCCGCAAUCCAUCUCCCUGCCCAAUGUCUCUUCGGAGCUGACCACAAACUACCUCGCGCCCCUGCACCUGACAACCCACUUCCUCCCCCAUCUCCAGUCCCUCGCGCAAAACACGUCGGGCUCCUCCUCGUCGUCGUCCAAGCCUCAGGGCCACAUCAUCCUCGUCACCUCGGGCCUGGCGCUGGUUCCCAUCCCCCGCUGCCCGAACUACUGCGCCACCAAGUCCGCCUUGCACUCCCUCGCGUGGACCCUCCGCAGCCAGCUCGCCGACCACGACGCCUCGUCCCACAUCCGCGUCAUCGAGGUCCUCCCCCCCGCCGUACAGACCGAGCUGCACUCCCAGCAGCCGGAUCUCGUCGCCGCGGGACAGGGCAACUUCGGGAUGCCGUUGGACGAAUUCACUGAAGAGACGUGGGCUGAGCUGGAGAAGGGCGAGUUGGAUGAGAUUAUUGUCGGCACUGGGAAGCGUUUUGCUCCGAUUGAGGCGGAGAAGAGGAAAGCGUUUGAGAAGCUUGCUGAGAUGUUUAAAAAUGGCAACACAGCUUGA
Molecule: messenger RNA, 870 nt
Organism: Colletotrichum truncatum
Lineage: Eukaryota; Fungi; Ascomycota; Sordariomycetes; Glomerellales; Glomerellaceae
Source: RefSeq, a predicted model, not a curated record